Messenger RNA from Lachancea thermotolerans CBS 6340, 909 nucleotides. It is a transcript of the gene MAK16, whose product is annotated as ribosome biosynthesis protein MAK16. NCBI's taxonomy places the organism in Eukaryota, Fungi, Ascomycota, Saccharomycetes, Saccharomycetales, Saccharomycetaceae. The record is from RefSeq and is a predicted model, not a curated record. The transcript has a single exon. Gene Ontology annotation, biological process: maturation of LSU-rRNA; maturation of 5.8S rRNA. Bases 1 to 909 code for a protein of 302 amino acids. Gene Ontology annotation, cellular component: preribosome, large subunit precursor; nucleolus.
AUGUCGGAUGAAAUCAUUUGGCAAGUCAUAAAUCAGCACUUCUGCGCUUACAAACUGAAGACAGAUAAAGGUCAGAAUUUCUGCAGAAAUGAGUACAACGUAACUGGGCUGUGUAACAGACAGUCAUGUCCGUUGGCAAACGCCAAGUAUGCCACUGUGAAAAAUGUGGAUGGAAGACUGUACCUUUACAUGAAGACCGCGGAAAGAGCACACACUCCAGCAAAAAUGUGGGAAAGAAUAAGGCUUUCUAAGAACUAUGCGAAGGCUCUGAAACAAGUUGAUGACCACUUACUUUACUGGAACAAAUUCCUAAUUCACAAGUGUAAGCAGAGGCUAACGAGACUCACACAAGUGGCAGUUACGGAGAGGCGUAUGGAACUGAGGGAAGAAGAGCGACACUACGUGGGUAUUGCUCCUAAGGUCAAGAGAAGAGAUGAAAACCGUGAGCGUAAAGCAUUGGCUGCCGCCAAAAUUGAGAAGGCCAUUGAAAAGGAAUUGCUUGACAGACUCAAGAGUGGCGCUUAUGGUGACAAGCCCUUGAACGUGGAUGAAAAGAUUUGGAGGAAAGUUCUUGGCCAUGUGGAGGACGAGCAGGAAGAUGAUGAGGAGGAGUACGAUGAUGAAGAAGAGGACGAAAGUGACGCAGAGAUUGAAUACGUCGAGGAUGACGGAGACGAAGAGCUGGUGGACGUGGAGGACAUAGAGAGAUGGCUCGAUGACCCCGAGGCUUCCGACUCCGAUUCCUUCGAAGAAGACGAAAUGAGCGAUAGCAGCGAGGAUGAGCCAGAAAGCGGAUUUACAUCUGGAAAAGGAAAGAAGGGAACUUCAGCUGCCAGGAAGAAACGUCCAAGAGUUGAAAUCGAAUAUGAGGAAGAGACCCAGCCGGCACACCGCGAAUUGGCCCAUUGA